Molecule: messenger RNA, 4077 nt
Organism: Labeo rohita (rohu)
Lineage: Eukaryota; Metazoa; Chordata; Actinopteri; Cypriniformes; Cyprinidae
Gene: zdhhc12b
Product: zinc finger DHHC-type palmitoyltransferase 12b
Exons: 5
Coding region: 356-1168 (270 amino acids)
Biological process (GO): protein targeting to membrane; peptidyl-L-cysteine S-palmitoylation
Cellular component (GO): endoplasmic reticulum; Golgi apparatus
Molecular function (GO): protein-cysteine S-palmitoyltransferase activity
Source: RefSeq, a predicted model, not a curated record
GUGACAUGUACCCGAUUCGCGUCUAAGCAGCGGAACGGCAUCAACAAGCUUAUUAGAGCGAGAGAAACACAGUAUCUAAAUGAAGUACUGCGCUUCGGUUGCGUUAUGAUGCUAUAGCCUGCUGCAUUAGAUGUGCAGCAUAAAAAGUUGCAUGCUCGGGUGAAAUAUUGUGGUUAAAAUGGUUCUUGUUCUGGAAUUUAGCGUAGGACGCGUAGGAGCUCACUUGACAGCUGGAAUGUAACUGGGUUUCUUAUGAGCUGGCUAACACAGCUAGCUGCUGUCUGAGAAUAAGAUGCAUUUCAGUACGAGCACACAGCAGAUGCAUGCUUAGGUGUACAUAGAUGCAUAUGCUAGGAUGUUCAAAAAUGUGUUCGGAUCAGGAUUCCUGGUGAGGACCGCUCAUGUCAUCUUGACAUGGGUUAUAACGUUGAUUCUCUUCCUUCACGACACCGACCUCCGCAAGCAGGAGGAGACGGGGGAGCUCACACUGCCGAUUCUCUUUGUGCUCCUGGUCCUGGUGUCCGUGUUGCUGUACUUUGCAGUUUCGCUAAUGGAUCCUGGUUUUGUCCUGUCUGAUGAGUGUGACUUGCAGUUCACGCUUGGUAUCGCAGAAGAAACCCAGGAUAUGAUUCCACAGACCACCAAGUCCAUACGGCUGCGGCGCUGUGGACACUGUCUGGUACAGCAACCCAUGAGAUCUAAACACUGCCAGACGUGUCAGCACUGUGUGCGACGCUACGAUCACCACUGCCCCUGGAUAGAGAACUGUGUCGGGGAGAGAAACCACCGCUGGUUUGUGCUUUAUCUGGCUGUCCAGCUUGUUGUCUUACUGUGGGGGCUGUACAUGGCGUGGUCCGGCUUCAGUCACGCUCCCACCUGGCAGCUGUGGUUGAGGACCAACGGUGUGCUCCUGGGAGCAGCGGCGGUGGUGGCCGUCCUGUCCCUGACCGUGCUUCUCCUCCUGGGCUCUCACCUAUACCUGGUGUCCCUAAAUACCACCACAUGGGAGUUCAUGUCUCGACACAGAAUCUCUUACCUCAAGCACUGUGGUGCGGACGAAAACCCUUUUGACAGAGGAACCCUGCGCAAUCUCUGGGGCUUCUUCUGCGUUUGGGAACCGGUGGUUUGGGAGCAUGUGUAUUUCAAGCAAGGCAACGAUCCCAUUUAAUUCCCCUCGGAGUCGAGGCUGCUGUGACAAAUAAACCGUUAGAUGCAAGUUGAUGUUUUGGUGGAAAUUGCUCCAGACUGCAUCUGCAGAACAUCUAAUCUACUUGUCCUUCCUCGUGAAUGACCCGUUUCAUUUUGAAAGUGAUUCUAAAAUGCAUGAACUUUAGUAGUUGCAAUGAUGUUUUGAUGAAGUGUUAUCAAAUAGGUUGGAAUGAGCAUUUUUAUAAAGGCGUUUUGUGACAAUUUUGCCCACUUAGAACUUUUGACAAUUCAUCUGUGCUGAUUUUGCACAUUUUAAGAGCAAACGCAGAACAAAAAGCACAAAAAUCACAAUAGCGUUUCAGAGCUGAUUUGUGGUUUCCCGUCAAUGCAAUACACAGAGAUGAGAUAUUAAAAUUUUAUAUGCUAAUUAUUUAUUAUCUUGGCUCUGCUCCUGUAAUCUCUCUUGGUACUAAAAAGCUGUUUGACAAAAGUAAUUGAACUAGACAGUCUGUCAGCUUAUUUUAUAGCAGCAGCAGAUGAUAAUGUACUGUUACAUCAGCAAUGAUUUUGUGCAAUUAUUGAACUUACAGUCAGUUGUAUAUACAUAUUUUUACAGUUUUUCUUUUUAGAAAAUUGACAUCCCCUUUUAAGAUCCAAUUCAGACAGGGUAAUAAGUUCAUGUUUAUAAUAAUACCAAUAAUUUCCUAUAGCACUUUAUAUAUCAGUGGUGAAAUUUCAAUAUGCUUGUAAUGUGACUUUAUAAUAUUAAAUGUACUGGUUUAUCUAAACAUAAUCAAUACAUUAAUCAGAAUUUAGAAUACAAACAUAAUCAGUACUGUAAUGUUCAACAUUACAGGCAUGUUUUGUUUUUUGGGUGCAGAACUUUAUAUUUUUAUACAAACAGGGCCUUUCCUAUUACACAUCAGCAUCUUAAAGAUAGAAAGAUGUAAGUACAAGUGACACUCCUUUGACUGUUAAAAUUUCAGUCCAUUUCGGACUGCCCGAACAGAGCAAAGUAAAGUUUUGUUGAUAAAUGCAGUAGUGUGACUUUCUUUCACAAUCAUUAGCUAAAAUUUUCUCUGAAUAAUGUACAGUCAUAAAAAAAAGAGCAAUAAUUGUUUUUGCUUUCACUUCAUUUCAGUUUCUUUAACUUGCUUCCUUAAAGGAUUAGUUCACUUCCAGAAUUAAAAUUUCCUGAUGAUGUACUCACCCUGUUUUAUGUUUCUCCGUUUGCUGCGCAUCGUCUGUUUGGUUCUCUACAAGGUCGUCUGCUAUUUCAAAUAAGCAAAGCCUUUAAAUUUGAAUGAAGUCAGUUUGCGGUCAGUGUUUUAUCGUUCAUCAUCUGUAAAAAAAAUUGUUCUCAAAGUGAUCUCAACAAUAUCGUCUCCCUGUAUUGUUUUGACGUUACGUCAUCAAUAUGGAAGUCGGCCAUUGCGGCGGCACUGAGUGUAAACAAUGCCAUUGAACCGAACGGCGUAUAGGCUUGGUGAAAAAAACGAAAGUAAUUAAUUAUGUCAGGAUAAGAAAUAGAAGGAAAAACUAUUGGAUCAUAAGUCCAUGACAACGAGGUCAGGUCGUAUGGAUGUUUACCACCUAUUACAGGGCUGGACAAUAUGGACUGCACUGUGGCCGGUGCAAGUCGUACAUUCACUGCACUGCAUUCGUGUUCCAAAAUGUCAUAUGUGGAAAAUUACGUUAUUAUUACAUUAAGUUUGUAAAAGACCGUUAACAGCUGAAGACGGACAAAUCCCUAUCGCCACUCAUCGUUGAGCCCUGUAUUAACUUUAGUUUGUCAAAAUAAAAACAACCUUUCCUGCUUACUAAGUCCUUCUCUAUACUAUUUGGCAGCUUCCACACAUUUUCCGUGGUUUAGACAGCAUAAAUUAGUAGAACAACAUCUUCAGUGGUACACCAACCAUGCAAUCAAUGCUUCUGUUUACAUACGAGUAUCGCCGCAAUGGCCGCGCAUCUGGGUAACUGACCAAACGUGACAUCGGUGCAAACCCUUUAUAGUCGUGAUGUGAUCUCUGCUAUUCUCUUAAAUUUGCAACGAUUUUUAGAACGUUAUCUUUAUAGUUAUAGUUCUUGGUGUAAACGGGCCUCAAGGGUCUUAUCUAACAAAACAAUCAACAUUUAAAAAAAUAAACACAUAUAUACUUUUAAACCACAAAUGCUUAUCUUGCACUAGCUCUGCAUCCACGUCUUUAUUCAUCACGUAAUCACUUUGGGGGAAAAAAAAAAAAAAAAAAAAAAAAACGUGGUUAGUUCUUCCUUUGUGUACUAUUUUUCAAAAAGGGCGAAAAAAAACAUCUUAUUUUCUCCUCCAACUUCAAAAUCGUCCGACAUCCUUUUUUUUUUUUUUUUUGUAAAAGGUGUUUUACUUUCGAUGCACCUUCGCUUUGUAAACACCGAGUCGGUACUUUCAUCUACGUCACGAGUGUGUGAUUAGGUAACGCGCAAGGUCGAGCUAGUGCAAGAUUAGCAUUUAUGAUUAAAAAGUAUAUAAAUGUUAGUUUAUUUUUUUAGAAAAUGACUGAUCAUUUUACUAGAUAAGACACAACUUGGCUGGGAUUGUGUAGAGUCCUUUGAAGCUGUAAUGAAGCUGCAAUUUGAACUCGUUAGCUCCCAUUAAAGUCCACUGUAUUGAGAAAAAUCCUGGAAUGUUUUCCUCAAAAACCUUAAUUGUUUUCGACUGAAGAAAGAAAGACAUGAACAUCUUGGAUGACAUGGGGGUGAGUAAAUUAUCAUGAAAUUUUUAUUCUGGAAAUGAACUAAUCCUUUAACUUUUGCACUUGAGUGUUUUUAACAUCAAUAUCACUGCUGAGAUUUCAUGAAUAAUUUGCAGCGUUUUGAUCAAAGUUAUGCAAUUCUCCCCUCGAUGUACUAUUUUGAAACAUCAGUAUUCAAUAAAUUGAACAACAUGGUCAC